AUGACAUCAACCGCCACAAAGUGGAUAUCUCUCCUCGUCCUCUUGCUCCUCAUCGUGUUGCUCCUCCACCGCCCCCCAGCCGAUCCGACUUCGGCUCUUGAUUAUAUUUUGGACGAACUCGACCUCUCUGCUUUCACAGGAGUAGCCAACACCUUCAAUGCGAGUCCAACAUGUACCCGUGAAUGGACCCUUCCUCCUAGUCAGGACUGGCCGGUGUUACGCAGUAAGGAUGGCUGUGGUGAACUAUAUGGCGAAACACCCUCACUAGAGGUCUGUCGAUUUAUAGCCGGUAAAAGGCUUCUUUUUGUUGGUCCAGAUACAACGUAUCAUCUUCAUUCCGUCUGGCUUCAAAGGCUCGAGUCCCAUGAAAAUCGUUCUCACCACUGCCUGGGACGCGACUAUUGUACUUUUCAUCAUAUAUGCCGUCCGUCAGCCUCUGCCGUUGAUGACUUAGAGGUGUUCAUUGGGAGAAAAAAGAAAUUCCCUAGUCGCAAUACACUACGGGAACAACGUUCGUCGGUCCUUCAAUAUGCACUUUCGACCACACUGUAUGCAUCUUAUAACGAAGAAGAUGACGCAUACAUGGUCCCGACCGUCGAUGUAGAAACGGGUAUCCGCAUAGAAAACAGUUUUUGGCUUCGUCAGGCACGAAAGGCUGAUAUCAUCGUUCUCAAUCGCGGGCCUUUACCUGCUCCAGCUUCUACUUAUCUUGCUGCAGGAUGGGCUUUUGCACUCGAACUAUGCGCCAGUGUCAAUUACCUGCAUCCCACACCCUGUAAUGUGAACCUAGAGCACACCUUGGUCAACGCUGCUUUGCACGCGACUAUCAAUUCGUUCUUCCCUGCACUGUUACGUACCCUUCGGGUGAUCUCCAAUGAUCUGGAAAUUUCCAAGUCUCUCAUACUAUGGCAUGGUACUUGGUUUAUACAACCUCUCUGUGCGGUAUUGGGCCUUCCCAAGCGAUUCCCACUUGUUCGUAACCUAUACUCAAAUAGCAAACCCCCCAAUUCAAUCGACGCAUGGAGUCUGUACUACAACUCGCAAGGUAUGGGACAGACUUCAGUUGCGAAAUAA
Molecule: messenger RNA, 1074 nt
Organism: Psilocybe cubensis
Lineage: Eukaryota; Fungi; Basidiomycota; Agaricomycetes; Agaricales; Agrocybaceae
Exons: 1
Coding region: 1-1074 (357 amino acids)
Source: RefSeq, a predicted model, not a curated record